GUGUUGUGAUCUUGUGAUCAUGGAAUACGUUACUACAAAGCAACACUGAUAAAACUAUUUUGAUAUUGCACAAAGAAGGUUUAUAGGUUUAACGCCACUUGGCAACAGCAAGAGAUAUUCAUUCGUCCUGAAUGAAAGUCAUUGAUUGCAAUAAACACAUUGGUGAAAUUCCGUGGCCAAAUAUCACGGUUGUUUUGAGUCUCAUAUAAUAGCAAGGACACCUUGGAACAGCGUAGGACUGCAUUGGACGAUCGCGGACCAAAUAGCCGCCAAGACGGAGCCUAGUACGAUUGUGUCUUUCAUUCUCGGCGUCGUGUAACGAAGAGGAGAGUGGAUUUGUGAGAUCUUGCCAUGGAAUUGCUGCUGAGACCGCGGUAUCUCUUGCUGGCUUUGUUCACGAUAGUGGCGUUAACAUCAGACACACACGCCCAGGGCGGGUUCUGCAUUAGUAACCUUAACCCUCUCAUUUGCGCCGGAACUACAACCAGAUGCUGUUACUGGACGAUCACCAGUGGAUCAUGCUGUAAUAACGCAGAUUAUUCCGCCACCAGCUCGCGGCGUGUCCUCGGCUACACUUCCCUUUACGCGUAUACUUCCUGCUACGACUUGACAAGCACCAAAAAUUGUCACAGAAGCACCGAUUCGCGAUGUUGCUUUACGGCCCACGGAGCGUCGUCGUCGUGCUGCGAUUAUACCGCGUCGAAGCACACGUCGAGUCAAUACAGAUUGACGGACCUCGGACCAAACAGCGCCUACAUAGGAGCGAUCGCUGGCGGUGCGGUUGGAGCGGUCAUCUUCCUCAUCCUCAUCAUCCUCAUCCCGGUUUGUGCCUGUGCAGUAUGCUCGGCCAAGAAACAGGCCGCAAUGGCCAACAGAGGAACAGUUGGAGUGGCUGCCGUGUCCUACAAUCAACCUAACCAAGGCUACAGGAACAUGGGACAUAAUCAAGUAGCUCCUCAACAGGGCUACGGCCAGCAGGGACCUCCGCCGGGAUACACCCAACAGGCACCACCCGGCCAGAUGUACCCACCAGCUCAGCAAUACACACCUCCUCAAAACCCAGCCUACCCUCCAAGUUAAAGGCUUUUGCCGUCAGUUAGUAGCCAAGAAAAUGACACACGCUACUGGCCUGCCAUUUUUAGCAGAUUUACGAUGACUGAAACAGUACACCUACAUUGUUGUCUUCUCAUAUCUAUUGUGUGAUAUGAAUAAAGACUAGCAAAUGCUUUUCUCUGAAACUCCAUGUACAUUUACACUAGGCCUUUCUGUACAAAAUUGAAGUAAAAGCAUUUGCUAGUCUUUAUUCAUAUCACCCAUUAUAUGACAAACCCGGCCCACUGCAAUUCAGUGAUCGGGAAAACUGAUACAUAUUGUAAUGCAUGCAUGUAGCAUGCAUCAUGAUCGACUGCGGGUGUGGCCUGGCGUUAGAAAUAGGAAACAGUAUAGUUGCACCAACAGUGAAUAUGUGAGAACGAACGGUGCAACCCUUUAAGAGUUCAACCAAUGACUCAAUUCGACUUAAUGGUUUAUCAGCGGACUGUACAAGCAUGAAGAACGGCUAUGGCUGUAUGGACUGGCGAGAUGUACAGUGAGAUGGCAAGAUACACCUAUUGGAGAUUUUAUGUACUCAACCUGAUUCUCACCUUGUCUUGUGUAGUGUAGAAGAGUAGAAAAUAUUAUCGAUUUCACUAAAAUUCAGUGGGACAUUUUGUCUCAGUAAGUUUUUUCUUUUAAGGCGUGGAGCACAUUGGAGCACCUUAAAGCACCUUAGAGACUUUCAGAUCGUUUUAAGUGUCAUUGAUCUCCUUUUCAUUAAUUUGGCACGAUAAAUAUUCCUAUAUGGGCCUACUAUAAAUAUGUUAUAUAGUACCAAAUCAUUUACUCGUAAAUAAUUAUUUCGUAUACUGUGUAUUUUAUUCUAUUUUUUUGUUGGGGGGAGGCGUUGUCGGAACACCCCCGUUGCUGUGAUAGAUACAUCAACAUGUUUAAAGAGACAGAAUAUUUAAGGAAUUUAAAAAAAUAAACUUGCAUUCUGUCACAUGAAUUCUGUGAUAUGUUCAGCUAUGUCUUAA
Messenger RNA from Lineus longissimus, 2072 nucleotides. RefSeq lists its product as uncharacterized. Lineage: Eukaryota; Metazoa; Nemertea; Pilidiophora; Heteronemertea; Lineidae. Bases 352 to 1080 code for a protein of 242 amino acids. The record is from RefSeq and is a predicted model, not a curated record. The transcript is spliced from 4 exons.